Sphenostylis stenocarpa is the source of this 582-nucleotide messenger RNA. NCBI's taxonomy places the organism in Eukaryota, Viridiplantae, Streptophyta, Magnoliopsida, Fabales, Fabaceae. The record is from the annotation of a GenBank genome assembly.
AUGGCUUUUUCCGAUAGCGAUGGUGACAUAGAAACGGACUUUCUUCAUGAUCUUUACCAGGACAGAAAUUUUGAAGUGUUUUUGAGUUUCAGAGGAGAAGAUACGCGUGCUUCUUUCACUUCCCAUCUCUACACUGCUCUUCAGAAUGCUGGAAUUGUUGUUUUCAAGGAUGAUGAGUCACUUCCAAGGGGAAAGCAAAUUUCCCCUUCUCUACGGCUAACAAUUGAACAGUCUCGAAUUUCUGUUGUUGUUUUCUCGAAAAAUUAUGGAGAGUCGAGAUGGUGUAUAAAGGAGUUGAUCAAAAUAAUGGAGUGUCACCGAACCAUAGGGCAUGUGGUACUACCAGUGUUCUAUGAUGUUGAUCCCUCUGAAGUGCGCCAUCAAAGAGGUCAAUUUGGAAAAGCAUUUCAACAUCUCUUGAACAAGAUUUCGAAACAGAAAGAGGAAAAGUUGGUGGAUCGGAUGCAGCGUUGGAGGAAGACACUUGGUGGGGCUGGUGGCAUCUCAGGGUUUGAAGAUCUAUCUUCCAGGUUUAAUGAGACACUUUCUGUUUCCUCAGAUUUUACUGAAUAUUGUCUCUAA